CAGUAAUAUCAAUCACAAAAAAGCGAAGUUAUGUUAAGAAUAGCUACUGUCAACAUGAGGUCACAUGGGCCGAUAUCUAGAAAAUGAUUUUGUCAAUAAUGUACUGUCACUUUAAGUUCAGACAUUUGUGUCAGAGGUGGAAGAGAAUCGCAUGAAAAUUGCGUAGGAGCUUUAACGUUCAAUUAUGCAAACAUAAUGUAUGCCAAAACGGCGAACCUUUCUACUGCAAUAGAUGGAUUGAUUCUCUCGAGUGAUACCAGAAUGAACUGUACUUUGUAUAGGCUAUCAAAACCCACACAUAGUUAGGCUGCUCUGACAGCCAGAGGAACCGUGGGUAUCGCGCACCGCUCGGCAGUGCAACGCAGAAGGCUACGUUGCAAGCGAAGCCAUUCCCCUGGUUAAUGAGGAAUAUUUACUUACAGAUGCAACAGAAUGUCAAGGAAUGUUAUGAUGUCAACCCCAGCACCAGCAAACAUCUCUGGAUAUUCAUUCCUCGCUCAAGGAACGAGUCGCAUGAUAAUUAAGCGUACAGGGACUUUUUUUUCAGUUCUGGUAAAGCGCUGUGCCAAUCAAGCUUCUGGAUUGGAUAGCAUCGAAACAUUACAGAGAAUUGGUGACCUACAUUAAUUGUUUUAGACGAGACCAAAACUUCUGUAGCCGGUGUAUGUUUUAUAAUAGCAUGGAAUGAUAUCAUUUUAAACUCAACCAUCACGCAGGCCGUCCGUUGGAGUGAUGAGAGGUGGCGCCACCAUAAGUUGGUGCGCUGCUUUAGAAAAUUACAAAUUAAUUUCUGCUGUAAAAUAGUGAGUGGUGACAUGGACAACAACCGUGCAGAUGUCAUUAGUAGUGGGACACUACCAGCCCCAGGAUACGCCGACCUCAUAAUACGAGGAUACAACGUGGUACGUGGUGCUGUGAGGGACUGCACCAACUGUGGUCUUGAACUCUCCAAGAGCACUUUCCAUAACAAUGCUUACCUUACCUGGAGGGAGGUGGGCAUUGUCUGUCUAUGCGCGGUAUUAUGGACGAUUUCAAGGCGUAAACUUGCCACAUGUCUUUUACAGCCAGUUGCCCAGUGGUGUCACCUCAAACCCAAAGAUGCUGUCAAGAUGCCAGAGAGUGCUUGGAAGUUCAUUUUCUACUCAGCCUCCUGGUCAUACAGUGCCUAUCUGCUCUUCCUCACCGAAUACACUUUCUUUCAGGAUCCCAGUUCUGUAUUUCAUGACUGGACAAGUGGAAUGCCCAUUCCCAUUGAUAUCACCAUUGCCUACUUGAUCCAGGGCAGCUUCUAUGGACAUUCCAUAUAUGCUUCAUUUUACAUGGAUGUGUGGAGGAGGGAUUCUGUCAUCAUGGUGAUUCACCAUGUGGUCACCCUGGUGCUGAUCACAUUCUCCUAUGCAUUCAGGUACCAUAAAAUAGGAGUGCUGGUUCUCUUCCUUCACGAUAUCAACGAUAUUCAGCUUGAGUUCACAAAACUCAAUGUGUACUUAAGGAACAGUGGCUGGGUCUACAAGUCCAUCAAUGAAAUCAUCUCUACUGUGGGUUGCAUCAGCUUCAGCUUCACCUGGUUUUGGUUUCGCCUUUACUGGUUUCCUCUCAAAGUGCUGUACGCCAGCUGUAUAGCCAGUCUCGAGUCUGUCCCUAACAUCCCUUUUUAUUUUCUCUUCAACUCCCUCCUCUUCACACUCCUUCUUAUGAAUCUCUAUUGGUUUCUGUAUAUCAUGCUGUUCAUGGUGAAGGUGUUAACUGGCCAGAUGAAGGAGAUUAAGGACGUGCGGGAGUAUGAGGAUGAGGAGCAUGAGAAGGCCAAGCUGCUUAACAUAGCAGAGAAUGACACAGAUCAUCCUGACCUCAGGCAAGAAGAAGGACAUGAGAAGAAUGGUAUUCCUAAGGAAAAGAGCCUUUGAAGGACAGAAGCCCUGUCCGUUUUGUACAGAUGAAGACAUCUUCUCUAAUAACGGAGCCAUAACAACAAAGAUUCCAUGGACAGUAUUAGACAUUUCAGACAAAACACUGCUCUGGAUGGAUCUUUCUGGGCAUGGGAUUAUAAAAUUGAUUUGAAUUAAACAUGUUAUAUCGUUAAUCUAUUAUUUCAUCUGUACACUUGACCCCGCAGAAUAGAAAAUGUAAUGCCUUUGAUGCACAGAGACAACUAUGAAGCCGAGCUGAUUUUUAAACACUAAAAUACUGUAUACUUGCUCUUUAGAAAUCUAGAUUAUUGCUUUGUGCCUAAAUGAAUGCCUGAUUGCUAUUGAAAAGCAUGUCUGUUAUAUGGUUAAGUGAAUGUGUAGUAGUGUUAAUAAACCUGUUGGAUCUCACUUUUUUAUAAUAAAUAUGACCAAUAACUGUGA
Messenger RNA from Alosa alosa (allis shad), 2351 nucleotides. RefSeq names its product ceramide synthase 1-like. Bases 816 to 1907 code for a protein of 363 amino acids. Gene Ontology annotation, molecular function: sphingosine N-acyltransferase activity. The record is from RefSeq and is a predicted model, not a curated record. The transcript has 7 exons. NCBI's taxonomy places the organism in Eukaryota, Metazoa, Chordata, Actinopteri, Clupeiformes, Clupeidae. Gene Ontology annotation, biological process: ceramide biosynthetic process. Gene Ontology annotation, cellular component: membrane.